AUGGCAUUUCAACAAUAUGUAUAUCCUUACCCGUACAUGCAAGAAUUCCAACACUUUCUCGUGAUCGAUUUUGAGGCCACCUGCGACAAAGGGAAAAUUCUUCAUCCUCAAGAGAUAAUGGACUUCCCGUCACAAGUUGUCUGCAGCAUUACCGGACUUCCAAUCACUAGCUUUCAGACAUAUGUCCGACCAACUAACAAUCCGACAUUAACGGAUUACUGCAAGGAACUUACCGGAAUACAACAAGAUCAGGUCGAACGUGAACUUACAUUGGACAACGCUAUCUUACUACACGACGAAUGGCUUCAGAUGAUGGGAAUAAAAAACACUAACUUUGCUGUCGUAACAUGGUCUGAUUGGGAUUGUCGAGCCCUACUUGAAACUGAAUGCCGAGUCAAGAACAUUUACAAGCCUCCUUAUUUCAAUAGAUGGAUCAAUUUGAGGGUUCCGUUUCACAAUAUCUUUGGCGGGCAAGCGUGUAAAUUGAAUGAAGCUGUCGAGAAGGCCGGCUUAAAAUGGGAAGGUCGUUUGCAUUGUGGUCUUGACCACGUGAAGAACAUUGCGCGGCUUUUAGCAUUGCUCAUUCAUAAGGGUUACAAACUUUCGAUCACCAACAUGCUACCCUACAACUCAAGUGAUCCUGCGCCGUUGUGCAAUUGUGGGGUUAAAAGCAAUAAAUCGAUGGUUAGGAAACAUGGGCCGUGGCAAGGAAAAUUCUUUUUCGGAUGCGGGAAUUGGACUCCGGCGAGAGGUGCUAAAUGCCAGUUCAUGAAAUGGGCUAUUGAAUGA
Molecule: messenger RNA, 789 nt
Organism: Andrographis paniculata
Lineage: Eukaryota; Viridiplantae; Streptophyta; Magnoliopsida; Lamiales; Acanthaceae
Exons: 3
Coding region: 1-789 (262 amino acids)
Biological process (GO): exonucleolytic trimming to generate mature 3'-end of 5.8S rRNA from tricistronic rRNA transcript (SSU-rRNA, 5.8S rRNA, LSU-rRNA)
Molecular function (GO): 3'-5'-RNA exonuclease activity; zinc ion binding; nucleic acid binding
Source: RefSeq, a predicted model, not a curated record